GUGUGCGAAGAAAAGUGUAAUUUUGUCACUCGCUGUUCGAUCAUUGCAUCCGUUCCCGACGUUUUUGUGUGUUCAUUGGUGGUCGCCUCUGCGGUGGAAUAGAAGUUGUAUUCCCGCAUAGCCGGUGGUUUUUUUUCUGUGGACGUGGAAGAGUUUCUUCCAACUCAGUAGGAUUCAGCAAAACCUCGAGAUAGCUUUGUCCAGCUUUACUCAUCAUCAUCGUCAUCCGCGGUGCCGAAAGACGGCGUGAACGAGACUAUUGGAAAAUUGACAAUUAGCUGAGAGGGAUAUCCUUUCGUGCGCGUGUGUUGCAUUGUAACUAGAAAUCGUCACCUGUUCCUGUCCGUGUCGUAAACAAACCAUGCAAAUAUGGAUCUGUCCAUCUUCGUUGUAAUCCUUGUUGGUACAUUGGUGUCGCUGUUGGGACUCCAUUUCUUCCUGCUAAAACCACUGUCGGGAAAGUCGUUCGAGGAGAUGGUGAAGGAGAAGCAAGAAAUGCGCGAGAAGAUCUUGGGUGCCGCCGGUAGCACAAAGGCGGCUUCCAAGGAUAAUACAAACAAGAAGGUUAAGAAGGUCAACAAAAAACCGCAGCACCCCAAGCAGAAAGCGUCCGCGGUUGUGAAAGACUCAGACCAGGAUUCGGCCGAAGUGGAGAGCGAUUCAAAUUCAUCCGAAAGUCAGAUGGAAGAAGAAAUUAAUCCGCUGACAUACGCCUUGAAGAAGACUACUGCUGUAUCCGAUUUUGUCGAAACCGAAGCGUUUUCAUUGAAUGACGGCCAGGGAAAGAAAAAAGAGAACAAAACCAACCAAGGAAAAAAGAACAAGCAGAAGGGUGGAAUUUUACUCAACAAGGCUGAGCCUGUUCUGGUGAAGCAAGAUGUGGCCGUCGAGAUGAAUCAUUUCGAGGAGAUUCAACCGAAAGAUGCUCUUGAGAUAGCCCGUCAGCAAAAAGAGGAGGAUACGAAAGUCAAAUCUCAACCUAAGGAGCAACGUAAGCACAAGAAUAAGGAACACCACAAAACAUCACCAAAGAACAGUGGCGUGGAAGAGAUUGCUAUCACCCCAACGGCUGCUCCUGCUGUCGUGACUGCUGCUACUAUCGCUGUACCAACUGAAGCGAAAAUUACCGCGAGUGUUGUCAAUAAGGAAAAGUCUAGCAAGAAGAAGAAAAAUGAGCUCCUCACCCAGCAGCUAGCUGCCGAAGUACAAGACGCGGCUAACGUCCAAUCGUUCGUUAACAUCCUCGGAAAAGCUGAUCUUCCUCGUAACGAUAUUCAGAUUUUGAUUGAUUUCUUGCUGAACAAACAACAGGACACACUGACUAAGGACCCCUCCGAGUGGAAUGAUCCGUCAGAUCCACUCCAGAAGCUGAAGAAACAGCUGCAGGAGAAGGAAAAUCAACUGCAAGAAGAACAGACCGGUGCUGCUGGGUUGCAUGCUAAGCUAAAGGAGUUACGCCAGGAGUUGAACAAUGAAAAAUCUCACAACAGUUCCGCUGCCAAGAACUUCAACGAAGAGAUGAAUGCUAAAAGGCUGGAAAUUCAAAAUCUAACCCAACAAAUACAACAUGUUUCGGACAAGCUCACUGCCGAAAAGCAGACGGUUUCUCAUCAAUACCAACAACUGCAGGCGAAAUAUGUUCAGUUGUCCGAGAAACAUGCUGCUGCCCAGGAGAGUGCUGCCACAGUGGCUCAAUUGAAUGACAACUUACAGUUGCUCCAGCACGAGCUGUUGAACAAGAAUCAACUACUAAAUGAAAAAAUACAAAUUGAAGAGGAAAUGCUCAAGAAAAAGACUGAAUACGAAAUAUUGCUACACAAUAAGGAUGAAAUUAUCCAACAGCGUACGCAUGAUGUAGCAGCCUACGAAAAUGAACUCCAGCAGUUGCGUGUUGUGACUGGCCAGAAGGAUGAGCUCGCUAAAACCUGCCAACAGCAGGAUUACGAGUUGGAACAGCUCAAAGCCCAACUUGUUGAGCUGCAGGCUAAGCAGAAGCAAGCCGUUGCCGCAGUGGCCGCUGCUGCCGCCGUAAGCAAUCAGAACGAGGAGAGCAGUAAGGUCGAAAUCCGCAAUCUCCAAAAUGCCUUAGACUCGAGCAAAACGGAACUCUCCGUGUGCCGCGGUGAACUGUCGGACUGCAAAACGAAGCUAGCCGAGCACGACCAGCAGAUGAAUGAAGCACGUUUGCGUGAAGAGAACCUCCAGAAGCAGAUCGAAGAGCAGAGGACUAAAAACAAUGAUUUACGCGUGAAGAACUGGAAGUUGAUAGACGCGUUGCGAGAUGCCGAAAAUAACACCAACGGUAGCACUAACCCAAACCAUAGUAGUAAAGUUGAGUUGGAGGCUGCCAGCAAAGUCGCCAACCAUAUCAUCGAACCAGCACCACCCACUGUAGACAUCGACAAAGUGAUCCUGGAGGAACAGACCCGGACCAAGGAUCUACUGAUCAAACUGCUUCCAGCGGAGAUUGUCUCUGCACUGCCACUAGACGCAACCAACUUCCACAGUUGGCUCGAGUCCACUGUCAUCUGCAUUCGGGAGCAGCAGGAAAGUGUUCGAAUUUCCAAUAGCAACAGCAGUAAAAGCGCCGAGGUGACACACCUCAACAACAGCAGCAUUAGCAGUACCAGUAAGAGUAGUAAUAGUGCUAACAGUAAUAGCAAUUCGCAUCCAAACAAUGACGAGGGCAGCAACAGCAGUAGUAAGAAUGGUGCCCCCGAACUAGAUUCCUACGAGGAUCAGCAGGUGUUGGUGCUGAGGAACGAGCAGCUGCAGAAGACUGUCGAUCAAUAUAAGACAAUUAUAGCCGACACCGAAAUUAUGCUGAAAAAUCUUGAAUCGAAAGUGAUUGAACAGGAUGUUCACUGGCGUUCGGUGGUGCAAGCGAAAGACAAAGAACUAAAUCUGCUCAAAUCCGCCGGUGCGCUCCAGUAGUACACGCAGCAAUAACAACCUAACGCUAGUAAUAACAACAACUGGUCUAUCUUGCGGACCGGAACGAGAGAAGAACAAAGGACGAUCGAGAGAUGAUAGCACAUAGUGUAUGAGAAAUAUCGUCAGUCAUCGGUGUCUGGAGAUUUUUUUCAUUGACGACACACACUCCACUCACGUUUGUUUCAAACGCAAAGCAAACCACGGGCGAACGGAUGAAAGAGAGGCAUCCAUCGAGCAAUGCGUACUCUGGAAGGGCGACACUUCCUGGUUAGGAUAUAGCUACUAAACGAAUGAUGAGAACAAAAAAGAAAAACAAUUGUGUAAAAAUGUGUUAGGAUCAGAUAAGAGUACCAGAAUGAAUAAUCCAGUAAUCAUUUGUAGAAUAUUAUAUCAAAUUGCAUUUUGUUUUGCUGUUGCCAACAACUAUUAUAUGUUUCUUGAGUAACUAUUAUCAUUAUUAUUAUUUAAAAUACGAUAUCUGCAAUCAGAGAAAGGCGUUUUUAUUUGAUUUAUUUCCAUCGGAGCAGGAUAUGUAACUGGUAGACUAAGUCGAAUGUAGACGAAUAUACUCCCCCUCCUCAGAUGGCGAUGAUAGCAAUCUGUGUAUAGAUUGAUAAUUGGGCUCAGAAGUUAGACAACCUCUAUUAGAACACUGCUCGAAUGAAUCAAUUGUGAGAUAAAAAAAUGUGUAUUCCAAUCUGCAGCAAUUUUUGUUUUAAUCGUAUUCCUCAGACUGUCAUUUUGGUAUAUACUCCUGCUUCGUCGUCCAACCCUUAGAAACCCGGAAGUGAAUGAUGAGAUGGGCUGUCGCUAUCGUCCAUACGUCGAUGUAUCUUCUGAGUUAGAACAACAAACAGUGAAUUUAAGCAAAUAUCCUAAACUAAGAUGGAAGCAUAAAUCUCAAGCAAGCAAUCAAUGCUAUUCCUUUCGGUUAUACAAUUGUAAUAUAAAAAAAGAACAGAUUAAUUAAAUAUCUAUAAUACCACAAAACUGUACUCCAUUAUACAAUAAUCCUAAGUUGUAAGUCACCGUUAACCUUAGUUGUGCGUUGUACGACUAUACUAUCAGAGAACCGUGUUCCGCCUAAGGGUGCCUGUUCACAGUUCUUAUUUAUUUUCCAGAAAUAUUUUAUCUGACAGAUUGAAUUAACCCCAGCUAUCGAAUGUCGAGCUGAAGAAUUUAAAAAAAAAUGCGUCACUAAAAAGACAUGUGAAAUAUUAUUUUUAUAAAUAAAAGAAAAAUAGAAGUAUAAAAUUUAAAUACUAGAUAUACACAUAUAUAAUACUUCUAGGAGAAAGAUUACUGAAAAUUACAUUGAGAGGAACCGAAAUGCGCGCAAACGAAUGCUAGUGCGAGAAUGAAUAAAUCUAAAAAAGGCUCAGUAAGAAAAGAACUCCGUUUUUGGAAUAUAAAUUGAUGAGCAUUAUGGUUGAUAAAAACCUAAAUCGUAUGAAGAAUACAAAAUAUUGUUAUUUUCUUCCAACACAAGGGGGUAUUAUGACACGAAUACAUGAGUUCUAACGCAAAGUC
Toxorhynchites rutilus septentrionalis is the source of this 4464-nucleotide messenger RNA. It is a transcript of the gene alt, whose product is annotated as ribosome-binding protein 1. The record is from RefSeq and is a predicted model, not a curated record. NCBI's taxonomy places the organism in Eukaryota, Metazoa, Arthropoda, Insecta, Diptera, Culicidae. The coding region runs from base 370 to 2934 and encodes 854 amino acids. The transcript is spliced from 10 exons. Gene Ontology annotation, cellular component: endoplasmic reticulum membrane.